Dalotia coriaria is the source of this 2310-nucleotide messenger RNA. RefSeq names its product zinc metalloproteinase nas-8-like. Lineage: Eukaryota; Metazoa; Arthropoda; Insecta; Coleoptera; Staphylinidae. Gene Ontology annotation, molecular function: zinc ion binding; metalloendopeptidase activity. The transcript has 2 exons. Gene Ontology annotation, biological process: proteolysis. The coding region runs from base 552 to 1508 and encodes 318 amino acids. The record is from RefSeq and is a predicted model, not a curated record.
AGCCAGUAACUGACGUCCAUUUGGCCGGGUGCCAUGCAUCGAUGACGUCCAUUUGGACGCGCCAAACAUGCAGGACGGACGUCCAUUUGAUCCUACCAAGUUUGAACAAGUUUUGGAACACGUUUUAAGGCACUUUCUAAUGAUUUAAGGGCUUAAAAUGUUAUGAAAAUUAAAGAAUACUUUAAGCCCCGGGUACUUCCCAACAAUUAACUCAAUCAUCAUUAAUAUUCAAGAUUAAAUUUUGAAUAAUUAGACUUGUGCGACGUUAUUGUACGCGCACAAGUUCAGGAUUAAUCAAAACCUAGCUAAGAUUAGCAAAACAAUAUGCAAAUGAAAAUCGUACCCGGGCGGCAAUUAAAAAUUUGCUGUGUACAUCAUUAUCAUUCAAAGGAAGCAACAAAUUAAACACUAUCAGUAGAUUCUUAAACGCGCAUAAUUCGACCGAAAUUCACGAAAGUUAUCAGCCAAAGCAGGUCACCGCACCGCAUGCGAUGCGUAUAUAAACGCAAUAAAAACAACAACUAAAAACAACUAGCCAAAUAUAUACCAACAUGCAAGUAGCAAUGUUGAAGUGCCUCACCAUCUUCACCAUAUGGGCAAGCGUGGUGUUUGCCGCACCUGCAGAACACACCAAGAUGAUCAACUUGUCAUUUCUUGGUAGCGCUCCGCUUGGUUCACCAAGUCGUGAAACAGGCCGACGUCUUGAAGGAUUCGACCCGGCCGCUGACGACGCUGUAAACCCAGAAGAACUCGGAGAAUACUUCGAAGGUGACAUUCUAUUCCCCAACGGGCGUAACGGCCUCAUCGCCGAGGUGAGCCACUGGAAGGACGGGAUCAUCCCCUAUGAAAUACGUGGUAGUUUCAAUCAACGUGAACUUGGGUUGAUAUCAGACGCAAUGGAUGCUUAUAAACAUUAUACCUGCCUACGUUUCCGGCCUCGUGCUUCAACAGAUGUUGAUUAUGUCGUGUUGGAGAACGCCAACACUGGCUGCUGGUCAUCAGUGGGUCGCGUCGGGGGUAAACAGGUAGUCAAUCUGCAAACACCCGGUUGUUUCUCGCAGGUAGGCACCCCGAUCCAUGAAUUGAUGCAUGCCGCUGGUUUCAUGCACGAACAGAACCGUUUCGAGCGUGAUGACAACGUGGAUAUCGUCUGGUCAAACAUCCAAGCUGGAAGAAACAACAAUUUUCAGAAAAUUGAUGAGAAAACCAUCAGCGGAUACGGUGUACCCUAUGAUUUCAACUCUGUGAUGCAUUACAGUGAGAAAGCCUUCUCUAAAAACGGUCAAGCCACCAUCAUCGCACGCAGGAAACCGGAUGGCGUGAUAAAAAUGGGCCAACGUGCCGGGUUCAGCAAGGGUGAUGUAAUGAAACUACGCAGGAUGUAUCAGUGCCCCAAUGCGGACGCCCCGAUUGAAUCCAAAGCGGAACCAUCAACCGGAAGUAGCGGUAAUGGCGGACAACCAGCAAAUAAUGGCUUAGGCAAUCUCCUCAACAUGAUCUUCGGCUAAAAUAUCAACGCGCACAUUAAUCAAUAUCACUAAAUGACGAAUAAAAGUAUUUACUUCCCUUAUCACCUCGUAAUUAUUCUAAUAGCGAUACUGAUUAGCAACGUGUUCAACCAAAUUGCCCACGGGAGCAACACAUUAAACUCACAAAUGGCUCAUUGUAAUCUUAAAUAAUAGCGGUUAAUCUCAUUAUUAACGCUAUUAAUCAACAAAGUUGAUGAAUUACUUUAUUAAAUGCGUUAUUAAAUGCAUUAUAAAAACACUGCUGAUAUUCCAGUCAUAACAUACAAGACGAGAUGUUAUUACCGGUAUUAGUUGCAUUCCUCUUUGUAGGUGUACUUGUAGGCGCAGAAGACGACCAAACCGUAGAGAUACCUAUCACUCCUGAUAUCAGAGCGGCAUUACUACAAGCAAAUCCAGGACUGUUUGGUACUUUCGAGCAACCAACGAAAGCUUCCUGCCGUUGCAAGAUGAUCCCGAUCGAUUUAACACCCUACAAGACGAUGCAGUUUAGGCCACCGGUUGGUAAUCCCCAGUGGUUGAACUUUAUAGCCGCACAGGGUCAGGCUUACGGUGGAUGCCAGCAGCCCAUCAAUAUCGUGGUCAAUAUUGGAGAGCUUCCAGGAGUACCUAAAGCUGCACCAUCAGCCGCAGAUUUCUGUCGCCGAGCUGUUGCGUUUUGCCAUAAACGCUACGAGCACAUUAGAAGGGUAUGUAGUAAGAAAGCAAAAGAGCGUAGACAGCGGCGUCGCAGUUCCACCGUGUACCCCCGUAUGAUUAAUAACAAAUAAACUGUUACAUUUCA